AUGGGGCCUUUAAAGCCUUCAGGACCUUUUCCAACAGACAUCAACCAGAACAAUAGGUGUUUUUCAAAAUCGUACCACGUUUCGUGUUCUAAAUAUGGGCCAGUUAAUCGUUUUUGGUCGUGUUAUUCCAAAAUACUAGACGCUGCCUAUUGUCAACCCUGCUGGUUAUUUGCUUCACAAAGGAAUAAUGUUUGGUGUACGGGAAUUCGAGAUUGGAAGCAUUUAUCAGAAAGAAUUAAACAACACAGUUGUUCGAGUGGCCAUUCGGAAGCAUGUGCUGUGUAUGAAUUUUGGAAAAAAAACGAUACUAAUACUAUCGACAAGGAACUUGAAAAUGAAAUUCGAAAAGAAGCAUCAUUUUGGAAAAUGGUUCUUCAAAGGUUAUUCGAUAUCAUACAUACCCUAGCAAAGAGUUCUUUGGCUUUGAGAGGACAUCCAGAAGACUUAAGUCAGAAAGGAUACCACAUAAAUUUUCUGUCCCUUGUAGAGCUUGUCGCCCGAUAUGAUUUGGAUAUGCCCCAAGUUUUGGAUAUGCCCAAAGGAUCUACAAGAUAUCUGAGAGCAACAAUUCAAAAUGAAAUGAUUGAGAGCUUGGGGACCAAACUCGAAACCCAUCUACUAGAACAAAUUAGAGCAUCACCGUUUUUCGCUAUCAUAAUGGAUACGAUAAAGGACAUAUUGAAGGUAGAUCAGCUAAGCAUUGUCGUGAGGUAUGCAGUAAUAACCAGAUCGGAAAAUGGACAGCCAAUUGAUAUAGAAGUAAAAGAAGUAUUUCUAGGCUUUUAUGCAGCCAUCAAACAUGGCGCAGUAGAUUUAGUCAACCAAGUGACAACAUUAUUUAUCAACAAAAAUAUUGAUUUAAAAAAAUGUGUGGGGCAAGGAUAUGAUGGAGCCAGUGUGAUGAGUGGUGUGUAUAAUGGUGUACAAAAACAUAUUAAGGAUAUCCAGCCUAACGCAGAGUACGUACAUUGUGCCACUCAUAAUUUAAAUUUGGUGAUAAAUGAUGCCGUUAGAAGUUGUGUGGAAAUACAGAUUUUUUUCGCAACGUUUCAAGAUUUGUAUAACUUUUUCGGAAACAGCAUCAAACGUUGGGAUCUACUGUCAAAAUUCACUGGCGAAUCGGACACCACUCUAAAAAAACUAAAUCCGACUAGAUGGUCCAGUAGGGUCAAUACGAUAUCUGCAAUAAAACUUCGUUAUUUUGAUAUUAUCAAAGCAUUAUCAGAAAUAGUUCUAAAGAGUCCUAAUAAAGAUGAGCGUAGUGAAGCAGAGAGUAUUAAAACAAAAAUGCUAAAUUUCGAGUUCGUGUUGCUUUGCGAAUUCAUGCACAGUGUAUUGAACGACAUCAAUUAUGCAUCCAAAACUUUACAAAAAUGCGACAUCAAUUUGGGCGAGGCGAGUAAAGUUUUAGCAGAGACCAAAGCAAAGUUGCAAAUUUAUAGAAAUGAUUUCGAAUUAUUCAAGUGCAAAGCCAGUGAAACUGCAAGAAAAUAUGUUUUUCCUCAACUAACUCAAGCAUGGACUGUUCACCAAUUAUGUAAGGAAAUAAUGAGCAAAUAUGGAGUGCUGGAAUGCGACCUAACGGAAGUAUUUACAGCAAUGUUAUCAUUCUUUACAAUUCCUGUCACUUCUGCAGCAGCUGAAAGAUCCAAAUGUUGUUGCCAAAGGGAUUCGAUAAACAGCCGAAUAUGUAAUUUAAUGUCUGAGAAAGGAACGGAUUUUGCUAAGGCAGAAGAGGCAGAUCGUGAUGCAGAAUCAGUCAAACCAUUUCCUGAUAUAUCGACGUGA
This is a messenger RNA of Parasteatoda tepidariorum (common house spider), 1788 nucleotides long. Lineage: Eukaryota; Metazoa; Arthropoda; Arachnida; Araneae; Theridiidae. The record is from RefSeq and is a predicted model, not a curated record.